This is a messenger RNA of Aureobasidium musti, 1428 nucleotides long. NCBI's taxonomy places the organism in Eukaryota, Fungi, Ascomycota, Dothideomycetes, Dothideales, Saccotheciaceae. The record is from the annotation of a GenBank genome assembly.
AUGGACCCUGUGCCCAUCUCGGACCAGACUUGGGGUAUGUGGACCUGGGUAGCAUACUGGGCUACCGAUGUCAUCAACUUGGGUACUUGGGAGACAGCCAGUUCAAUCAUACAAGUCGGUCUGACCUGGCGUGAUGCUAUCCCAAUCAUGGCUGUCGGUACCCUCAGUGUUGCUAUACCAGUUGUCCUGAAUGGAGCUAUGGGUGCUCAUCUUCAUGUUCCAUUUAGUGUCAUCGUUCGUUCCAGCUUCGGUUACUACUUCGCUGGUGGCAUCAGUACAGCCGGCAUGAUAGCCUACUUCGUCUUCUGGAUCAUUCAGCUUCCCUUGCUCUUAAUCCCUCCUACCCAGCUCCGCUACCUGUUCGUCGUCAAAAUGAUCGCAGCUCCUGUGACAGCCAUUGCGACUCUGGGUUACAUGGUACACAAAGCCGGUGGCAGCGGCGCCAUCUUCUCACAACCAGGAACAGUGACAGGAGAAGCUAGGGCCUACCUCUGGCUAAGCUGCAUGUCCUCUGUGACAGGAGUAUGGGCAACCCUCGCCGUAAAUGUAGCCGACUUCUCACGCUACGCCAAAGCACGUCCAGAUGGAAAUCCAAACCAUGCACAAUACAUCCAACUACCUGCUUUACCUAUCAUAUUCACUCUAUGCGGUGUUCUUGGUGUCAUCACAACCUCAGCAUCUAAAGUAGUCUACGGCGAAUUCUACUGGAACCCUCUGAAUAUUGUGGAACAAUGGCUCAAGAACGGACAUCCUGGAAGAGCGGCUGCAUUCUUUGCUGCACUGAGUUGGUUUAUUGCUCAAGUGGGAACGAAUAUCACUGGCAACUCCAUCUCUGCGGCUAAUGAUUUGUGUGUCAUUGCACCCAAGUACAUCAAUAUCAGACGCGGGUGUGUCAUUGCUGCUGUUGUGUCUUGUUGGGUGAUGGUGCCGUGGAAGAUCUUGUCAAACGCGCAGACUUUUCUCAGCUUCAUGUCUGGGUACUCGGUCUUUCUUGCUCCUAUGGCUGCAGCCGACUACUGGCUAAUCAAGCGCCGUCAUAUCGACGUGCCAGCUCUUUACGAUCCACACGGACGAUACAGAUACAUCUACGGCGUAAACUGGCAAGGCCUGGUCGCAUUCCUCAUCGCCGUAUGCCCAAACCUCCCAGGUCUUGCAAACUCGAUCAACGGCAUUGCCAUAUCUGCAGGAGCCAAACAUUUGUACUCUUUCGAUUGGCUGUAUGGCUUUGUAUCAAGUAUUUUUGUCUACACAGUGCUGAGUAAGUUGUUCCCAUCGAAGGAGUCACUGAUACCGAGGUCAAUCUACUCUUUGGAAGUUCUGGAGGGUAAGGAGACAAGUUCGGACAGGGAUGUCGAAGCUGAGAGUAGAGGGGUGUACGAGAUGAAAGGUAGCAAUGUUAAUGCUGCAGAUCUCGGCAAGGUUUUGUAA